CUUUCGUCGACACGACAACUCUUAUCUAUCAACGAGGAGAUCCUUUGCCAUGACAUCCGGCAACGACACGCCGGAAGGACUCUGCGAACCGAAAAAGCGCUCGAACAAUUCGCAAAGCUAGAUCGUCCGGCUGAGCACCGUAUCGUGAGAAGAUCAAGACACACAGCAAACGUACAAGCCAUGCUUUUCAACUCACUUGCGGCCGUUGCUGCCCUCUCGACCGUCGUCGUCGCCGGUUCUUUUGAGAAGCGUACAGCGCAUACAGGCUGCUACAACUACUACAAGGACACCCUCGGCUUUGUGCCAUCGGGGAAGUCAUACGUCAAGGUCGAAAAUGCCCAAAAGUUCCACUUUGGAAACAAGACUCCCAUCCCGAUCGCUGGUCCCAAAGGUGGACAGGCUCGUUGCCAAGCGAACUUUCACUCACUGCUGGGAUGUCUACAGAUACUCAUUCAAACCCUGGAAUCUGCAAGUACUACAACAGCAGUACUGAGCUCGGCGUAUGUCUCUGGAGCGGAUCAGACCCAAGCGGCAAUAUCAUCCCUCAGUCUGGCUGGCUUAACGGAGCCAAGCGAUCCAAUUGCGGCAAGAUGGUAGAAGUCAAGGCCAACGGCAAGACGAUCCAUGCCAAGCUUGUCGAUGGAUGCGGUCUCGAGGCCACUACGCCUGCAAAGGGCUGCUCGAUCGCUUGGCUCACCAUCGCCGCUUUCAACGCUCUAGCCUCGCCUACAGAGACGGAAGGCAACGGCAUCGCAUCGAUCGAGUGGAAGUUCCUCGACGGACCGGUCUAAGCGUACCGUCUUGUAGCUUUUGAUGUUGCAGAUCGAUGAUGCAUUCCUAGGCUCGAGCUGAAUAUCGGGCCUGCUGAGGCACAUACAGACCUCUACUCGCGGUCUCUAUACAAAGCUUACAGCAUACCGCAGGUUCGAGCGAUGUGAUGCUUUCGUUGAGAUACAUGCAUAACCUGCACGCUGUUACUG
This is a messenger RNA of Mixia osmundae IAM 14324, 980 nucleotides long. RefSeq lists its product as uncharacterized. The record is from RefSeq and is a predicted model, not a curated record. Lineage: Eukaryota; Fungi; Basidiomycota; Mixiomycetes; Mixiales; Mixiaceae. Bases 435 to 791 code for a protein of 118 amino acids. The transcript has 3 exons.